Molecule: messenger RNA, 2101 nt
Organism: Syngnathoides biaculeatus (alligator pipefish)
Lineage: Eukaryota; Metazoa; Chordata; Actinopteri; Syngnathiformes; Syngnathidae
Gene: sfxn5b
Product: sideroflexin 5b
Exons: 14
Coding region: 194-1171 (325 amino acids)
Biological process (GO): citrate transport; monoatomic ion transport; mitochondrial transmembrane transport
Cellular component (GO): mitochondrial inner membrane
Molecular function (GO): citrate transmembrane transporter activity; monoatomic ion transmembrane transporter activity
Source: RefSeq, a predicted model, not a curated record
ACUAAGCUAGCGGCGGGGGACACGUUUGGACUACAUUUCCCAUCAGGUUUUGCGGCCUUUAGCAAUCUUUUUUUUUUUUUUAGUGUGUGUGUGCGUGUGUUACGUGUACUACUUUCAACCAACGAAGAGGAGUUAGCUAGACUUGAGGACGGGCGGGCUCCGGGUUCAUUAAUAAAAAAAAAACUGGGUUGUCAUGGCGGAGGCUGCAGCUUGUCCUGUUUUCCGUCUCGGAGGCUCACGCUAUGACCAGGGUUCCUUUCUCGGCCGGUUGAGACAUUUUGUCGACAUCAUCGACCCAAGCACACUCUUUGUAUCUGAGAAACAACUCAAAGAGAGCAUCCGACUCCUGGAUGACUUUAAACACGGAACACUUCCACAAGGAAUCUCCAAUCUUCAGCUGUGGAAAGCCCAAAAGAUAAAACAGGCUAUCAUUCAUCCCGACACAGGCGACAAGAUCUUCAUGCCGUUCCGAAUGUCAGGUUACGUACCGUUCGGAACGCCCAUUGUCAUCGGCCUUCUUCUGCCAAAUCAGACACUGGUGUCCACCAUUUUCUGGCAGUGGCUGAACCAGAGUCACAAUGCUUGUGUCAACUACGCCAACCGCAAUGCCUCAAAGCCAACGCCAACAUCCAGAUUCCUACAAGGUUAUUUUGGAGCUGUAACCAGUGCUGUGUCUAUUGCUGUGGGACUGAAUGUGCUUCUUCAGAAGGCUAAUAAACUGAGUCCUGCCACCAGGAUGAUAAUACAGAGAUUUGUCCCUUUUCCAGCAGUUGCCAGUGCAAACAUUUGCAACGUGGUCCUGAUGAGACACAACGAGCUCUCCGAAGGCAUUGACGUACUUGACGCCAACGGGAACGUGGUGGGCUCCUCCAAAAUUGCUGCCGCGCACGCCAUCGCAGAGACGGCGUUCACACGUGUAGUCCUCCCCAUGCCCAUCUUUGUGCUGCCCCCAAUCAUAAUGUCCUAUCUAGAGAGGCUGCGCUUCCUGCAGAAGAACCGCAGACUGAUGCUGUCCAUACACAGCCUUGUGUGUCUGUUUACGUUUGGCCUGUCGUUGCCUGUGGCCAUCAGUCUCUUCCCCCAGAUGUCACAGAUUGCGGUGUCUCGCUUGGAGCCUGAAAUCGCCAUGUCAACAGAUUGCAACGUGGUGACCUACAACAAGGGUUUAUGAUGGAACAUUAACUUAGAACAUAUGCAUUGUUGAAAAUAGGGCAGAAAAACAGUCUGUCAAGCCUAUUAAUACUUUAAACAUGCAAUAACAGUGUCUGCCACAAGAGAGCACUAAAAAAACCUAAAAUUCUAUUGGGGAAGAUUUUUUUUUUAAAAUUACGUUUCAUUAUGUGUGUAUUAUUUAAUUUAAUUAACGUUUUAAUGUUUUCAUAAUUAAAUACGUUACAUCAGUAUAAAUUAUGCAAUUUUAUCUAAAUCAUAUUUAAUGGAAUUGCCAUAUGCAGUAUGUGCAGGCAAAGCAGUUGUCAUAAUUUUUUAACUGGCUCUAAAGCAGCUAGAGCGUUUCGACCCUUUGAGUCAAUUGAUAAUAUUCCAUCCAUCCAUUUUCCGUACCACUUAUCCUUACUAGGCUCGUGGGUGUGCUGGAGCCUAUCUGAAGCGGGGUACCCCCUGAACUGCCUGCCAGCCAAUCACAGGGCACAUAUAAACAAAGAUUCUUCAAUUAACCUACCGUGGAUGUUUCUGUGAUGUGGGAGGAACCGUAGUGCCCGGAGAAGACCCACGCAGGCCAAAGGAGAACAUGCAAACUCCACACAGGCGAGGCCGUAUUUGAAACUGGAUCCUCAGAACUGUUAGGCAGGUGUUAACCAGUCCGGGUAUGCCGAUUUCCUCCCAAACCCACAAAACAUGCAUGCUAGGUUAAUUAACAGAUUCUAAAUUGCCUCUCGCCCAGACUCAGCUGAUAAAGUCUCACGUGCGCCAGUGACCCUAGUGAGGAUAAGUGGUACAGAAAAAAAUGGAUAGAUGGAUUUGCUAGGUUGUCUAUCAAUGGAUGUAUAUUAUCUUUGCAACAUGAAUUAAUGUUUUUUGUAUAGUAUUAUUGCAACGUAAUAUUGCUCUUUAGCUGUGAGAAGCACUGCAAUAAAUCAUG